Molecule: messenger RNA, 4065 nt
Organism: Echinops telfairi (small Madagascar hedgehog)
Lineage: Eukaryota; Metazoa; Chordata; Mammalia; Afrosoricida; Tenrecidae
Gene: CPT1A
Product: carnitine palmitoyltransferase 1A
Exons: 18
Coding region: 37-2232 (731 amino acids)
Biological process (GO): fatty acid metabolic process; carnitine metabolic process
Cellular component (GO): mitochondrion
Molecular function (GO): carnitine O-palmitoyltransferase activity
Source: RefSeq, a predicted model, not a curated record
CCAGGCUCGUUUCCAUCCUGCAGGUGAUCACUCGCGAUGGCUGAAGCUCACCAAGCGGUGGCCUUCCAGUUCACCGUCACCCCUGAUGGCAUCGACCUCCGGCUGAGCCACGAGGCCCUGAAGCAGAUAUACCUCUCGGGGCUGCACUCAUGGAAGAAGAAGUUCAUCCGAUUCAAGAAUGGGAUCAUCACCGGCGUGUACCCGGCCAGCCCCUCCAGCUGGCUUAUCGUCGUGGUGGGCGUGAUGUCGACCAUGUACGCCAAGAUCGACCCUUCUCUGGGCAUCAUCGCCAGGAUCAACCGGACCCUGGACACGACGGACUACAUGUCCAGCCAGACGAAGAACGUGGUCAGCGGUGUCCUCUUCGGCACGGGCCUGUGGGUGGCGCUGAUCUUCACCAUGCGCUACUCCCUGAAGGUGCUGCUCUCCUACCACGGCUGGAUGUUCGCCCAGCACGGCAACAUGAGCCGAGCCACCAAGAUCUGGAUGGGGGCAGUUCCACUCUGGCUCGGUGGGUCCCCUGAGAUAACGGUGCGCGUCUGCUCACUUGGCGUUUUCUCCCCCGUCACCCAGUACCUGGAGUCGGUGAGGCCUCUCAUGAAGGAGGGGGACUUCGCACGCAUGACGGAGCUGGCCCAGGACUUCGCUGUCAACCUCGGGCCCAAGCUGCAGUGGUACCUGAAGCUCAAGUCCUGGUGGGCCACAAAUCAGGUGAGCGACUGGUGGGAGGAGUACAUCUACCUGCGAGGACGUGGACCGCUGAUGGUCAACAGCAACUACUACGCCAUGGACUUGCUGUACAUCGUGCCCACGCAGAUCCAGGCGGCCAGAGCGGGCAACGCCAUCCACGCCAUCCUGCUGUACCGACGCAAGCUUGACCGGGAGGAGCUCAAACCUGGACUGUCCGUAUGCCCAGCAGAAGGAAACACGCUGCCCCAGUCCCGGGCCGCCUUCACUGCGGCCUGCCUGGAGGAGGGUGCUGUGGUGUCCCUGGCCUGUAGCCACCCCUCGCCUGCGGCUCCAGCCUCGCCACUUGUCAGGACCCGAGUGAUGGUGUCUCCCUGUCCCCGCAGAGUGCCUUGGGCCAAGUGCCGCCAAGCAUACUUCGCCCGCGGGAAGAACAAGCAGUCCCUGGACGCCGUGGAGAAGGCGGCGUUCUUCGUGACGUUGGACGACACAGAGCAGGGCUACGCGCGGGACGACCCCGUCACGUCGAUGGACAGCUACGCCAAGUCCCUGCUGCAUGGCAAGUGCUUCGACAGGUGGUUUGACAAGUCAAUCACGUUUAUCGUCUACAAAAACGGCAAAAUGGGCAUGAACGCGGAGCACUCGUGGGCAGACGCCCCCAUCGUGGGCCACCUGUGGGAGUACGUCAUGGCCACCGACAGCUUCCAGCUGGGCUACGCGGAGGAUGGUCACUGUAAGGGGGCCACCAACCCCAGCAUCCCGCACCCCACCAGGCUGCAGUGGGAGAUCCCGGAGGAGUGCCAGGAGGUAAUUGAGGCGUCUCUGAGCAGCGCGGACCUGCUGGCCAACGACGUUGAUUUCCACUCCUUCCCCUUUGACGCCUUCGGCAAGGGCAUGAUCAAGAAGUGCCGCACAAGCCCAGAUGCCUUCGUCCAGCUGGCCCUGCAGCUGGCCCACUACAAGGACAUGGGCAAGUUCUGCCUGACCUACGAAGCCUCCAUGACCCGGCUGUUCCGCGAGGGCCGGACUGAGACCGUGCGUUCCUGCACCACCGAGUCCUGCAAUUUCGUGUUGGCCAUGAUGGACCCUCGGAAGACGGUGGAGCAGAGGGCAAAGCUCUUCAAGGUCGCCUCUGAGAAGCACCAGCUGCUGUACCGCAUGGCCAUGACGGGCGCCGGGAUCGACCGCCACCUCUUCUGCCUGUACGUGGUGUCCAAGUACCUGGCUGUGGACUCCCCCUUCCUCAAGGAGGUCUUAUCUGAGCCCUGGAGGCUGUCGACCAGCCAGACGCCGCCCCAGCUGGUGGAGCUGUUUGACCUGGACAGGAACCCCGAAUAUGUGUCCAGUGGAGGGGGCUUUGGGCCGGUGGCAGACGAUGGCUACGGGGUAUCCUACAUCCUUGUGGGGGAAAACCUCAUCAAUUUCCACGUCUCUUCCAAGUUCUCCUGCCCUGAGACCGACUCCCACCGCUUCGGGAACCACCUGAAACAAGCCAUGCUUGACAUCAUCAGCCUCAUCAGCUUCAGCCCCAACUCCACCAAGUAACCCCCUCCCACCCGAGCGCACCCCACAGCUGGUGCUUCUCACGGAAACCAAAUGCACAGUGGGUGUUAAUCCCGCGGGGAGUUCAGCCAGGGAAAUGGCUCUAAAACAGAGAGAAAAAGAAACUGACCUUGUCCUCCCAGCGAAGGGCUGGGCGCUUUCCUUUCUCUAGAACAGUCGCCUCUGCCAUGUGAACUGUAAACCCUGCUCCCUCCAAAGUUAGAUCUUCAUACCACUUCCGGGUCGCUCCCUGACCUUUCUGGUAACAGCUCCCCCACCCCCUACCCCCUAACUCCUAAAGCCCGGAUAGCCGCUUGUAUUGUAUUAAGGGAUAGGGAUGUCGCUGGGGCCUGGCCGGGGCCGCUCGGCUGCAUCUGUCAGACAUGGGCAUGUGUCACAUCUGCUCAGUGGUGACCGAGGACCCGGGGCCAGCGGGCGUCCAAGUCAACGGAGGUGUGGCUGAGGGGUUUUGCUGAGAGGACAAGGUGAUUCAAGUCGGAGCUGGGAACGGUCCCCACUGACACGCUCGAGGCCUGGCUGUUGUCACCGCGGCUCACGCACUCAUCCGAUUUGGGAGGCCGUGUCUGUUGCCCGGUGGCACCAGCAGGGAGCAAGUGGUCACCCUUCAGCUCCAGCCCCCCUGCCAGUCUUCAGAACCCAGUGCCUUAUACCCGGGCAGCGUGAGCAAGCACCCAUCACGUCGCCUGCAUGCCUGUCUUCCGGGUGCCCCCUCUCCCCAAGGUCGCCCCUGUCUGUCCGGUCCACAGAGCUGUUCCCCAAUGAGGGCCGCUGGCUCGAGUGAGAAUGCCUUCCUUGCGUAGCUAAGCAACAAACACCCAAGUGGCCCGAGCCAGCCCUGGGGAGCCAGGAACAACCCCUGCAGCAUCUUCCGUGUUGGGGGACUUCGCUCGAAAACCAGAGAGGACACGGGCCACGCUUGCUCCCACGGAUGAUGGAGAUGGCCUGGGAUGCACCCCUGGGGAAGGGGCAAGACCUGGCCAGCAGGGUCCCUGACCCGAGGGGGCAGCCAACACCCGGCCUGCCUCUGGUCCCUGGAGGACAGCCCUGCACCCAGCCCACCCCCCACCCGGUGGGUGCCUUCACCACAGUGCAUCGGCUUGACCAAAAAUCCCUGCCAUGCACCAGUCUGCAUCAGUAUUUGCUGUAAAGAUACAUUCCCCAGGGGUGUUCCUGCGGGGCCCAGUCCCGCCUGCCCACCCAGCCGUGCCCCACGUCGCGUAUUUAUUCUGCUGACCACUGUCGUCCCGGAGGAGGCCUGCACUCCAGGGCGACAACCCCAGGACCUCGUGACCAGACGGAGGAGGCGGAGCCCCUGCGAUCUUACGUUUGUAUAUUUUGUAAUGUAAAAAAAAAUUCCCCUGCAGCAGGCCAAAGAUGUCCUUCCCCGCUCCCACCCACACAUGCGCCCCUCCUCUGAAAAACCAGAUGACGUGAGAACCGGAGACAAGAGAAUUCCAGGUGCAAACCCCCGUGGGCGUCAAGGAGGCCUGGCCUCCCCUCUCCCGCCAUCCGCCACUGGCCUGUGGGUCAGGCGGGGGGGUUGAGUGUGUGCCUGGGCUCGCCUGUGUCUCAGGCGUCACUGUGGCUGCUCAGCGGGUUGACCAAUGCCACUGUCCAUUCCUUGGGAGGAGGAGUGUGUAUUCUGCGGGCUGAGCGGGCAGAUGGGGUAUUUUAUUCUGUGUGAUCCGAUUGGAGCUGUGGUCCGCCACUCGCCGCCCGCCUGUAAGAGUGGAACGCUGUUUGUGAUGGAAAUCUUAGAUGUGCACAGUGUGGAUUGUAGGUGAUCGUUAAUAAAAUUAAUCUCCACCUACAGCA